This is a messenger RNA of Nanorana parkeri, 1366 nucleotides long. RefSeq names its product cathepsin D-like. The transcript is spliced from 9 exons. Gene Ontology annotation, biological process: proteolysis. The coding region runs from base 99 to 1322 and encodes 407 amino acids. Lineage: Eukaryota; Metazoa; Chordata; Amphibia; Anura; Dicroglossidae. Gene Ontology annotation, cellular component: lysosome. Gene Ontology annotation, molecular function: aspartic-type endopeptidase activity. The record is from RefSeq and is a predicted model, not a curated record.
GUCUCGUGAGCUGUAGGAGAGUGCUGGGUCACUGCAGACAGAGGAAGGCUGAGGACACCCAUAUAUACAGAGCAUAGCUGAGGACACAGCCAGACACCAUGGAGGGCUCAGUGCUGACUGUACUACUGCUCUGUGCUAUGGUCCUGACAGGAUCAGCAAUCAUCAGGAUACCUCUGACAAAAUUUACUUCUAUACGGAGGACACUUACUCAGUCUGGUGAGGAUUUGACAAAGCUGAUUGGAGAUGGAUACAACAAAUAUUACCCUGGUUUUCCACCAAAUGGAGGCCCCACACCAGAGACACUAAAGAAUUAUCUGGAUGCCCAGUACUAUGGUGAGAUUGGCAUUGGGACUCCUCCUCAGCCAUUCACAGUGGUGUUUGACACAGGAUCAUCUAACCUCUGGGUGCCCUCCAUCCACUGCUCCCUGCUGGACAUUGCCUGCUUAAUACACCACAAGUAUGAUUCUUCCAAAUCCUCCACCUAUGUGAAGAACGGAACAGAUUUCUCCAUCCAGUAUGGCAGCGGGAGCUUGUCUGGGUACUUGAGUCAGGACACUGUGACGGUAAGAUCUUCAAAUGUACUGAAGUCUGGGAUUGGAAACCUGGCUGUGAAAGGACAGCUUUUUGGGGAAGCCAUCAAGCAGCCUGGUAUUACCUUUAUUGCAGCCAAAUUUGAUGGGAUAUUGGGCAUGGCAUACCCACGAAUCUCUGUUGAUGGAGUUCCUCCCGUGUUCGACAACAUCAUGCAACAGAAGCUGAUCGAAAGCAACAUAUUCUCCUUUUACUUAAAUAGGAACCCAGAAUCCCAGCCUGGUGGCGAGCUGUUACUAGGUGGUACGGAUCCCAAGUAUUACACUGGAGAUUUCAACUACCUCAACAUCACCCGCAAAGCCUACUGGGAAAUUCAUAUGGACCAGAUGAGUAUCGGCAAACAACUCACUCUAUGUAAAGGAGGCUGUGCAGCCAUUGUGGACACUGGAACAUCGCUGAUCACUGGCCCAAAGGAUGAAGUGGUGGCACUGCAGAAAGCUAUUGGAGCUAUACCUCUAACUCAGGGAGAGUAUAUGGUCCAGUGUGAUCAGGUGCCUUCUUUGCCUGUCAUUUCAUUGACACUUGGAGGGAAAGCAUACACCCUGACUGGGGAGCAGUAUACUCUGAAGGUAAAACAGGGAAGUCAAACUAUCUGUGUGAGUGGAUUCAUGGGUCUUGACAUUCCCCCUCCAGCUGGACCCCUGUGGAUUCUGGGAGAUGUCUUUAUUGGCCCGUAUUAUACUGUCUUUGACCGGGCUAAUGACCGUGUGGGUUUUGCCAAGGCCAAAUGAUUGAAACAUCCUAUACAAUCACUGGAACUUUUCCUUGGGUCAUC